This is a messenger RNA of Ostrinia nubilalis (European corn borer), 697 nucleotides long. RefSeq names its product methyltransferase N6AMT1 (gene HemK2). Gene Ontology annotation, biological process: methylation. The record is from RefSeq and is a predicted model, not a curated record. Gene Ontology annotation, cellular component: eRF1 methyltransferase complex. NCBI's taxonomy places the organism in Eukaryota, Metazoa, Arthropoda, Insecta, Lepidoptera, Crambidae. The transcript has a single exon. Bases 1 to 621 code for a protein of 206 amino acids. Gene Ontology annotation, molecular function: S-adenosylmethionine-dependent methyltransferase activity; protein methyltransferase activity; nucleic acid binding.
AUGGAGACUCCCUACCAAAACCACAUAGACAAAAAGGAGUUUGACCAUGUCUAUGAACCAGCCGAAGAUAGCUUCUUACUCAUAGAUGCUAUUGAAAAAGACUUACAGUACCUAAAAGCAAAAAACCCCACAUUUUGUUUAGAAGUUGGCUCGGGCAGUGGUUUAGUGAUCACUGCUUUAGGUAUGGCAUUUCCAGGGACGUUUUGCAUGAGCACAGACAUCAACUAUAAAGCUUGUGUCAUGUCACGAAGUACAGCCAAUCAUAAUAAGGUGAUCUUGGACUCUGUGAAUAUGAAUCUGGUUGAUUCUUUCACUGAUCACAUGUUUGAUGUUAUAUUGUUUAAUCCACCAUAUGUGGUGACCGAAAGUGACGAGUGUGGUGGCAAAGAUAUCACUGCAAGUUGGGCAGGAGGAGUGAAAGGUCGAGAGGUGACCGAUAAACUACUGGAUAUGAUACCAAAGAAGCUAGCACGCAACGGCACAUUUUAUCUUUUGCUGAUAGAAGAAAACAUUCCAGAUGAAGUAGCUGUAAUCAUGGCAGCACUAGGCUUUACUUCAGAGAUAAUUAUAAGGAGAAAAGUUAGAAAUGAACAACAGUUAGUGAUGAAGUUUUGCAGAUAAAACAGUGUUAACAUAAUAAUGUUUUUAUCAUAAGAUUUAAUUGAAAAAUAUACAACAAAUGUUAUAUUUGUAAUAA